Prosopis cineraria is the source of this 1111-nucleotide messenger RNA. Its product is annotated as RING-H2 finger protein ATL70. The record is from RefSeq and is a predicted model, not a curated record. The coding region runs from base 324 to 842 and encodes 172 amino acids. The transcript has a single exon. Lineage: Eukaryota; Viridiplantae; Streptophyta; Magnoliopsida; Fabales; Fabaceae.
UAAUUUAACGUUAGGAAAAGCUUCACAUGCCCUGCCCAUGCCCUGCGGCCUCACUGUCUUGUGUUGUACCGAUCCUAAAUGUACCUUCCCUGGUUUUGAAAAAGCUUAAACGUUUGCUUCCUUAGCUACCCUCUCUCUCUGAUCCCCCCCUCUUCACACCGUUGACUUUGACAUUAUUUCAUCUUGCACCCCAAAUAACCAGUGUUCCAUUCAUCCAUCAUUGCCUUGACUUCCCUUCAUGGCUGACCAAGCCCUUCCUAAAGUCAUCCCCUCGAUCCCAAGCACAGUUUCUGCUGCUGCUCCUCCUGUCCCAUCGUAACAAGAUGAGCAACAACGGCACGGAUAAUUCCUCUGGAUUCCUAGGAUCCAACAACAUUAGUGGAUUCGGGUAUGGCAUAGGAAUAUCAAGUGGGAUUCUGCUGCUCGUCACCACCAUCACCCUCACUUCCUAUUUCUGCACCAGAACACAGUCACCGUCUUCUCCGUCUGCCUCACCCGCUCAGAGAAAUCUCCCCACGUUCCUUGAGCCGCAUCACACGGUGGUGGAUGUGGGGAUAGACGAAGCCACCAUUCUGAGCUACCCCAAGCUGCUGUAUUCUGAGGCCAAGCUCCAAAAGCCAGAUUCCACGGGGACGUGCUGCUCCAUUUGCCUAGGAGAUUAUAAAAGCAGGGACAUGCUUCGGGAGCUACCUGAUUGUGGCCAUAUAUUCCACCUCAAGUGCAUUGAUCCGUGGCUCAGAUUGCAUCCGACGUGUCCUCUCUGCAGAACAUCUCCUGUCCCGACACCACUCGCAACACCUCUCGCCGAGGUGGUUCCGUUGACCACCAUGCGGGCACCAUAAUCGUAGGGAGUAGCAACACUUGAUCAAAGCAGAAUCAGAAUCAGAAUUCUGAAAUGCUUUUACAUCGCUGUCACGUUAUGGAAUUAAGACGCAGUUAUUGAUAGACCAUUCUUUCUCUUCUGUGGGUUUUUUUCCUCCGUCUCUCGUUUGAUUUGAUAUUGUAAAUUCUUUCCCAUUGUGGCAGUGUCCAUCAGUUUUUUUUUUUUUUUUAAAUAUUGUUCAAUUUCUGAUUAAUUUACCUGGACACUUUGGAAUGUCUAGUUUCUCCA